ACAGCUAUUAGGGCAGACGUCCCCCUUCUUCCCACUCUGAUGCAGCCAGGUAACAGGCUCGUGGGCCCAAUGUGACACUAACAAAUAGAUCAUACCAGAAUAUAGGUAGCGGCAGGCUGGAAUAUGGGCAGCACAGUUUCCUUCACAGACAUGCGUGCUGCUGUACAUUUCUGCUUAGUAGUGCAGGCGCCACCCAGGUAACACAGACGUCCCUCUUUUAGUGUUGCUAUUUAAAGAGGAACUGUCACCACAUCUAAACGCACACGUUUCUCUGGCUUUCUUUAUGUGGAGCUCUCUCUCUCUUUCUUCACUGCCUUCUUCCUGUUUGGCUGCAUCAGAGUAGGAAGAAGAGGAAAUACAGGACUCAGGAAGAGCGGACGUCAGAACCUAGAAACUCCGAAACAAGAGUAGGUGACAAGCCUGCUUUGCCGUUGCUAAGGCCAUUGUUUGCGUUCCAGCCUUGAAAGCAUUGCCUCAAAGACCAAACCAUUUGUGUCUCUGUGCGGGGAGGAACACAAUCACCCACAAUUUGUCCUUCUUAUAAAAUAUUUUGGGUACAAACAUCACUGAAUAAUAUAUAACAUAAUGAAAAACCAGCAUCUAAUUGCAGGGGAUUUAUUUGUCUGGUUUAGACUCAAGUGGCAUUAGCAGGGCAGAUGGACCCCCCCCUCUCUCGUUUUGGUUCAGUCCAACUAUGCAGUAAUCUCCGCUGCCCAGGAACCCAGGGAUGAGCUGCGGGACUCGGGUGCUGGAGGCAAGUGGCCAACCGUGGGUCUCUGUACAAGCUCACGUGACAGCCUUGGUGGCCCAGAAUGAUGCCCGUGUAGAGGGAAAGCAGCGCCUCUGUCCUGGACGUUAGCCGAACAGUGAUGCGGGCUGCUCAUUCUUCUUUAAUGACCCUCCCUCCUCCCCUUUGAUGCAGCCGAGAGAGAGAGAGAGAGAGAGAGAGAGAGAGCUGCAGAAACAGCACAGUCAAGCAAGUUUCUGUCCAAGCAGCCUUGUUGUGAUACAGUAUCAAAAUGAUAUGACGGCAGUUCCUUUGUUAUCUGACUACAGAUGAGCUUUGUAUAUCUUGAUACAGACUCCAAGUGACACCAACACUGAGAAUAAUGCCAUCCUUGCCUAAUGAGUCCGAUCACCAAGCAACAUGCAGCCUUUCCAUGCACUCCGAUUUGCCUUAUCAGCCUUCUAGUUCUAUUAAAAGGAAAGCCAGAAAAAAGAAGAAAAAUGGAGCAAUUACUGCUAACGUCGUGGGCACCAAGUAUGAAAUUGUUCGUUUAGUGAUUGAAGAAAUGAUGUUUACUAAGGCUCGGGACGACGACGAGACAGCAAACCUUAUCUGGAGUGAUUGUGCUGUUCAACAUGAGAAAAUUGCAGAGCUCAGGAAUUAUCAACGAAUAAAUCAUUUUCCAGGGAUGGGAGAAAUCUGCAGAAAGGAUUGUCUUGCAAGAAAUAUGACCAAAAUGAUCAAGUGUCAACCUCAUGAAUAUAACUUUAUUCCUCGAACCUGGAUUUUUCCUGCUGAAUACACCCAGUUCCAAACAUAUAUUAAAGAACUAAAGAAGAAAAGGAGACAGAAAACUUUCAUAAUCAAGCCUGCUAAUGGAGCAAUGGGACAUGGAAUAUCACUAACCAGAAACGGAGAAAAACUUCAAGCUCAGGAUCACUUAAUUGUACAGGAAUAUCUUGAGAAACCCUUUCUUCUUGAAAGUUACAAGUUUGAUCUACGGAUUUACAUUCUUGUUACCUCCUGCGACCCUCUAAGAAUAUUUUUAUAUAAUGAUGGACUUGUUAGGAUGGGCACAGAGAAGUAUCAUUCUCCCUCUGAAUCAAAUCUGAGCCAGUUGUACAUGCAUCUGACAAACUAUUCUGUUAACAAGCAUAAUGAAAACUUUGAACGCGAUGAAACGGAGAAUCGAGGCAGCAAGCGCUCCAUCAAAUGGCUUACAGAAUUCCUACGAGCCAACGAUUAUGACAUCAGCAAAUUUUGGAGUGAUAUUUCUGACCUGGUUGUAAAGACGCUGAUAGUUGCAGAGCCUCAUGUUCUUCAUGCGUAUCGCAUGUGUCGGCCUGGGCAGCACCCUACCAGUGAGAGUAUCUGCUUUGAAGUCUUAGGAUUUGACAUCAUUUUGGACAGAAAACUAAAGCCAUGGCUUCUUGAGAUCAAUCGUGCUCCAAGCUUUGGAACAGACCAGAAAAUUGACCACGAUGUUAAAAAGGGCGUUUUGCUAAAUGCUUUAAAGCUUCUCAACAUCAGAGCAAGUGAUAAAAAGAAAAAUUUGGCCAAACAGAAAGCUGAAGCCCAGAAGAGACUUUAUGGUCAGGGCUCCAUGAAGAGGCUGUCACCAGCAUCUUCUGAUUGGGAGAAACAACGCCAUACACUGGAGAGAAGGAAAGAAGAGCUUAAAGAAAGGCUUUCACAAGUACGAAAACAGAUCUCUAGGGAAGAGUAUGAAAACCGACACUUGGGGAAUUACAGGCGCAUUUACCCACCUGAGGAUAAGCUGUUAUUAGAAAAAUAUGAAGGUCUGCUAGCCACUGCCUUCCAGACAUUCCUUGCUGGCAGAGCUGCCUCCCUCCAGCGAGAGAUGAAUAAUCCUUUGAAAAGAAUGAAGGAAGAAGAUAUUUUAGAUCUGCUGGAGCAGUGUGAGUUAGAUGAUGAGAAACUGUCAGGAAAACCUACACGGCCAAAGGAGCCAAGGACACUUUCAUCCAUGCCAGAAAGUACACAUACCUUGAAGAAACUAAAGAAUUACAGCAGCCACAGCAGCAGUAACAGUACUGGCAGCAGCUCUGACACAGAGGAGGAAGAUGAAAAAGAGAGGAAAGAGAAAAAAGUUUCAUAUGAUCUUGAAGAACAUAAGUACAAAUCACUGGAAAGGUCUAGUAGAAUAUACUGGAAACCUCCUCUUAAAGCAGCUAGACCAUUUUCCAACUUAUCUUCUCCCUCAUCUGCUGCUCCUAUGAGACGCUCUGUAAGCUGCCCACGUUCCAUAACCGCAUUAAAUACACAGACGCCAACUACUGACCAGCGACCAUUUUCCUCGAGAAUAUCAUCAACUAUCUCAAGACCUUUAUCAGGCAACAGAACAAAUUCUUUAAAUCGCAGCUCUUCAUCAAACCGAGUGCCUCAGUCCAGUACUUCUGGCAGUGCCUAUCCGUCCAUAAGUGAGUCUAGGUUAGAUCAUUUAACAAAGGAGCAGGAAGAGGAGCUCACAAAGCAGACCUUAUAUGCUCUCCGAGACAUGAGAAUCAGGAUUCCAGGAAAAGGAGUGGAAGAAAUAACACAUUCUCAUCUAGAUGAAAUAAUGGAUAACUGGACAUGCCACAAAUCAAAGGUUGCUUCCUAUUGGUUAAUAAAACUGGAUUCUGUAAAGCAACGGAAGGUUUUGGAUAUUGUCAGAACAAACAUUCGAUCGGUUCUCCAGCGCAUCUGGAAAGUAUCUGACGUGGAAUGCUUGCACAUAUAUCGCAGUUUCAAUCGUGUCUUUAACCGUCUGCUAUGGAAUCACGGCCAAGGCCUGUGGAGCUGUUUCUCUAAUUCAGGUACCUCCUGGGAGACCAUAUUCUGCAAAAGCACAGAGGUUGUGACUCCCCAGCAGUUCCAGUGCUGCCAACGACUAGUUCAGCUUUGCAAAGACUGCUUGCUAGUUGUUUACAAGUAUGCAACAGAUUCAAGAGCAUCAGUGACGGGCAUUAGUCCAGACUGGGAUGACUCAAGGUAUUUAUUUCCUGUAGUGCCACAAUUCACCAUGAAAUCUUCCUCUUCCGGUGUGAGCUGCAGCGCGUCCAGAUUGCCUCGCUCCAGCAUUUUGUUUAACCCUCGACACAACCACUACUGAAUGAAAAACAUCAAAGUGAAGGGCAUUUUGUAUUAAGUAAAAAAAAGCAUUAAAGUUUAUCAUUAAGGGGAUUUACAGUUACAAGCAAGACGUUGCCACUACAGAUCUGAAAAAGUGACUCUACUUCAUUGUUUUUUCUUUAGUGGCUUUAAAAUACAAGAUCUCUGCCGUUGGAGUAAAACAAGAUCUGCUUCAAUCCAGGCCCCCCUCUCUAUUGGGCAGUGCAGAUUCCAAUAAGAAAUGAGCAAGCAUUUCAUUUCCAUUGUCUGCCACUCCACCAGUAGACAGAAGUACUUUCAUGGUUUUUUUUUUAACAGACCAAUAGGAGUGAACAAGCUCCUGUAUUUUAAAACUGCCAUAGAAAAAGUCAUGAAAAUAUCGUAGUGAAAUAAACACAUCUUGUUUCCAACUUCUAAUCCCCUUACCAUACAUGGUGCUAAGCACAGCUAUUAUAUGGCACUGAUAGAAACUCCCUGAAUACUACAGAUGUUCUACAUUGUUCUACCAUGUUUAUAGGAUAUGUCGUUGUCUUGAUCGAGAAUAGGCUAUAGGAAAAUCUUUUUUUUCUGUUAUUUACUUGCAUAGCAUACAAUGUAUAAACAAUUAUGCCUCCCGCCAGUUAGAAUGUUAAUUUAUUUUGCUUGUCUAUCAAACAAUAGUAUUUAUUACAUUAGUAGAUUUUAUAAAGAAAAAAAGUUGAUCUUAGAAAUUUUGUAAGCCUGACAUAGAAAAACAGGCAUAAUAAAAGCAGAAAGUGUAAUUAUUUGAAAGGAUUUGAAAAGACGACAAACAUUGCUAAAAAUAUGUAUCAAAUGAAACAGGUAGUUAGACUGUAUAUUCAGUCGCUCACGUGAGUUCGUCAUGUUUUUCAAUGCCACAAUUUAUCCAAUUCAUAAGAAUGUGCAGCCCAGUGGGUCCCGUAAUAUCUAAGAACAUAUUGAAAAGAAUAUGCCCUUCAAGUGCAUUCAAGGAGUUAUUUCCAGAUCACCUUGAGCUAAAUAUAAUAGUGACAUAGAACAGUAUAUUCACAGGAGCUACGCAUUUUAUAUACAAUUUCAUUUUUUUAUGCUUCCCAAAACUUUUCAAUUCCCAUUCAUAUACUAAUCAAUAUUGAUGGGGUAGAAUGAAAGGGCCUGUCUGACUGAUAUCUGUCUGAAAAUCGGUCAGACAACAAUUGCGAUAUUGUUUGAAAAAACAGUUGGAUUAAGAGCGCAUGGACCAUAAGCCCCACUUCAUGAUCUUAACAUUGGCCCUAGAUCAAUUUGGUCCAGCUCUUUGGUGGUCAAAUCAGUUUCAGAUCCACUCAUUUGGCAACCUUUCAAAGGAGUAGAUAUGGUCCUGUAUGGCCAGCUUAAAGCAGCAAUCUGAGUCAUAACAUUAUAGAUGCCAUGGUACACAUAGAAAGGGUACACUUUAUUACUAAUAAUUAUUUCUUUAGCAGUAAAUAAAGGGCCCCUGUGCAUAUUGCAUCCCUAAAUUCUUUUUUCUGGGGUUGUCUGCAUUCUACAGCUCAUUUUAGCACACAAGUGCAAAUGAUACUUGGGUCCAUACAUGCUUCUGUGCAACUUAAACCUACUCUGAUGAAUUGAGGGCAAUGGUUCACAUUUAUGCAAGGGAAUCUUGGUAUUACUUGCAGUCCCUAUUCACCAGCAAUUCCAGUGGGUUGCUUCAAUAGCUGCAACUGAUUUGUGCUGAGCAAAUUUGACUCUUAUACCAUUGACACACCAGAAGUGACUCAAUUCCCUCACGAAUGCAGAAAAAAUGUGUUGAAACUUGUAUCCAUAUUUGUGCAUAAUGCACAAAUUGUGGGGGAAGCUACUUAGCUAGCACCCUGUAUUAUGCUCAGAAAACACUGUAUUGCAAAUGGUGAAUUGUAUCAGAGUUUGCUUAUUGCACUACAUUCUCCUCCUAACCACAUGUAGCCCCUUUCAUGGUAGACAAAAGGAAAAAUGCAGCUGGCUCUAAUCCCUCUUACAACAUCUUAAAAAUUGUCUAAAGCACAAAACAAUUUUAUGUGCUCAAAAUUCUGUAGUGUCAAACGUGAAUGCAGAACUAUAGCUCACCAAAUGGGAGAGUUGACCUGGGUGUGGAAACCCCAGGUCCGACACUUGGGAUUAAUCAGUUCAAUUAGACUUUAUGUGCAUUGAAGUCAGCAAUAAUCGCACUCACCAAAUCCAGCAAAUGGCCCGGGUGCCGUGCCCCGAACCCGUAGUUUAGGCGAUAUCUUAAUCAAUGAAUGUACACACACUUCUGCAGCCAGCUGGUGAUUUUGAAAAGAAGCUUUAUUCCAUAUUGUUAAAAGCUACACAUCCUAACGCGUUUCGUAUCGAAGGAUACGUAAUCAUAGGCACACCUUUCAUGGUAGGCACAGGUGUGUACAGUCUGGUGCAAUACUUUUGCACUUCAUACUGGAGGGGCAAACAGUUGCACCAGACAUUGGUGGUAAAGAAGGCAAGUAAAGUGCUUUGUGUUCGUUCUUUGCUCUUUGUCUUCUUUUAUAAACAAGCCCUAUUGCUUUCAACUGUAAACACAACUCUAGCUUUACUGUGUCUAAAAGAAUCAUGAUCAUAAAAGCCUAAUAUGGUUAUUUUUGGAUUAAGUAAUUUUCAUUACAGUGCAUUAAUUAUGCCACAAGUUAUAAUAGAAGGUGACUGGCUUGGUGGUGAGGAUGGAAAUGUGUACUUCAUUGCAUUUGGGACUCAAUAACGAGUAUUUAAAUGAGAUGUUGGCCAGGCAGAUUUAUAAUGCAUUCUGGGACACGAAGUGCCAGUAAUUAAGAACAAAGACAUUUCCCAGCAAAGCCUUAAAAAAUUAAAUUAGCUGCUUUUUUAUUCUAGAACAUUAUUGUUUGAUUAUUUAAUCAAAGAAAGUUCCUUUAUUUACUGUGACGUGUGUGUGCUGCCCUAAAAAGGGCCAAACACUGCAGAGAAGAUCUAAAAUCAGGGAUGUCAAACUAUUACUCAAUGUGCUGUGAACUACAAUUCCCACCAUCCCCCAAGAGCCAAAGGAUGGGUGUUGUAGUGCACAGCAGUGAAACUGUUACCUCUCUGUAUUAAAUGAUAUAUCAGCUUUGUUAAUUAUUCUUUCAACCAUUAUCUUAUGAGUUUUGUCCUUUUUUUAAUGUACAUAUUUAUUUAGCUAAAAAGAUUAAAAUAUUUAGUCAAUGCA
Molecule: messenger RNA, 7010 nt
Organism: Xenopus laevis (African clawed frog)
Lineage: Eukaryota; Metazoa; Chordata; Amphibia; Anura; Pipidae
Gene: ttll7.L
Product: tubulin tyrosine ligase like 7 L homeolog
Exons: 22
Coding region: 1110-3842 (910 amino acids)
Biological process (GO): microtubule cytoskeleton organization
Cellular component (GO): cytoskeleton; ciliary basal body
Molecular function (GO): ligase activity; tubulin-glutamic acid ligase activity; tubulin binding
Source: RefSeq, a predicted model, not a curated record